Molecule: messenger RNA, 447 nt
Organism: Neocloeon triangulifer
Lineage: Eukaryota; Metazoa; Arthropoda; Insecta; Ephemeroptera; Baetidae
Exons: 2
Coding region: 1-447 (148 amino acids)
Source: RefSeq, a predicted model, not a curated record
AUGCAAUUUAAUUUUUCUUUGCAUGUUUCCACAGCCGCUGAGAGACACGCCCGAAAACUGUGGAAGAGAGGACACAAGAGACGAAUCCAGCGAGUUCUUGGGAAGAAGUUCGAACAACCACCAGCUGGAGGAAAGUUAAGGACAACCGGGCUUCCCAAUUAUGUGACUGAUGCUGUUGUGUCCAAAGACAUCCAGCAUUUAAACUUGUCAGACAAAUACGCUCUGGCAGUUAUAAAUGGCUUCGUCCCUUCAGCUGGACAAGGUCGUAACGUUGUCACGGACUACCUUCGUCCUUUUUUGACUCCCCAGAUGGAUCUUGUCCAUGACGAUGGGGAGGUCAAUGAAAUGGACGACGAUGACGAAUUCACCAGAGCUGGCAGCCGUCAACAGGCCCUCGCAGCUGGCCAUCGACAUGCGCACUUUGAACUUGGCCGUGUGCAGAAUUAG